Drosophila subpulchrella is the source of this 3309-nucleotide messenger RNA. RefSeq lists its product as uncharacterized. The coding region runs from base 1385 to 2656 and encodes 423 amino acids. The record is from RefSeq and is a predicted model, not a curated record. NCBI's taxonomy places the organism in Eukaryota, Metazoa, Arthropoda, Insecta, Diptera, Drosophilidae. The transcript is spliced from 4 exons.
UGAUCAGUACGUCAGUCUGUGUCACUUAAUAACACAUUAAGCCGCUACCAAAACAAAACAUAACCGGUUUGCACGCUGGUUCAUCCCCAAUUAUUGGCUCUCUUAACAUUCAUAUCUUGAUUGUUGUGUUUUGCCUGGCUUGUGAUUUCAAAUAGUUGUUUCAGAUGAUAUAUGAUGUGUUAAACUGAAGAGCUACAUGCCUUAUCAAAAAAAAAAACCAUUAGUAAUUUGGUUCUGAAGCUUCUUUAGAAUUUUAAAACAACAAAAAAGUUUUAGGACCUAUACUUUUUUGUAAAUCUUAACUAAACAAUUUUUUAGACAAGUGAAAUAAACUUUAUUCUAAAAAAAAUAAGCUUUUAUCACUCAGUUUCUACAUUGUGGAACAUGUGUAUUACUCAUUACAAGUACACAUCAGUAUAUAUGAGGACAAAGUAUUACCCAGCAUGUAUAUAUCAGUAAUUUUAUAAAUUGAGACUAAAGCUAAGCUUAGAAACAAUAAUUAUUUCUGGGUAUUUUUUUUAGUAAAUUAAAAUUGUAAAAAUAAGUUACUUAACACAUAUCGCCUAAUUACUUAAAGAUACAUUACAUAAGUAGAAAACGCUAUAUUUGAGUUAAUGAUGCAGAAAUGCUCCUUUAGUAAUAAACCAUGUCAUCAUCCGAUCUUUUAACCACAUAGAUCGUGAGAAAUGCAAAAGUUUAACAGCUUUGGUCUUCCAACAAACUACACUUGAAAACUUAAAAGGCUUUUUCUUGAGAUAUGCCAUUUUCUAGUAAAUGAGCCAUAUGUAACUUUAUAUGUACCUUUCAAAAUCUUAACAUGUAGCUCCAUCCUACAACUGAAAUGAAAAGGCACAACAACCCAAACAGCAUGCUUCCCACGCGAAACUGUCAAGAGCGCUUAUUCGGCUUCGUAAUUGAUGGGGUCCUUUUGGAAAGCCGGAAGUAAUCUCCUGGAUGGUGGCCUGCACUUCCUCAUUUCUAUGACAGUGGGUUAGUGGUAGUGCAGCACCUUCACCGGUGCAAGCCAGCCAAGAGCCCAUUAUUCCGAGAGCCAGGCCAACCGCAGACCAGAGUGAAAACCAGUUUUGGGGCGCUAAAGAGCGGGUCAGCCCCCGCUUAAGCUCUCUUAGCUGUUUAGUCCGCCGAAUGCUGGCUUCGCUGCCGAAAUUCGGUAUUACGAUUUUGCACAUUCGCCAAAUGGGCUUGGGAGUCUAAAGCGGUCGCUUGGUGUCUAAACAACGUAGUCGCGCUUACCCAACUUAACCCAGUAUCACAUCACCUGUACUCCACCAGAGAUGAGUGAUUGUAAGUGAGUGACACAGACUGCAGUGACUCCAACGGAAAGGUCAGUGGCUCAGUGACCCCUAAGUGAUCCCCGGACGCAAUGCGAUUGAUUUGGCUGCAGCUCCUGGCUGCUGGAGGAGCCCUCUACCUGUCCAUCGGUUGUGCAAUGGCAUCGGCUGCCAAGGCGUCCACAAACCGCGGAGUUGCACAAUACCAGCUCCCGCUCCCAGCUCCACAGCCCGACCACGAAGCUUCGGCGGUUUCAGGAGCGGAUCAAGCCAGGCGGGAGAAGCAGGGGACAUCCAAUCAGCGGAGGGUCGUCCGGCGGCGCAGGCCGUCCUCCUCCACCACAACAACCUCUUCCACCAGUACCACCACCACCUCAACAACAACAACCACAUCAACCACAACGACGACCACAACUCCGCGUCCCAGUUUGGCCAACGGCUUCAACUUCUUCAAUCCGAACUUCUGGAGCUUCGGCCAGCAAAGUCUAGUGGCAGUACGUCCGCCCACUAAGCAAGCUCAUCCGCCCAAGAAGUUCAGUCCCAAGGAGGAUAAGUCUAGCCAACGAAAGCCAUCCAAGACCACCAGGAAACCUGGGGAUCGGAGAACUACUACAACGGGUAAAACACGAAGUAGUACCUCCACAACAACAACCACCCCAAAACCAACUACGGAUGGACCUUUCCGUAUUGCCCUGCCUACCCUGAACUUUGCCAGCGACACUAAGAAUAGGGAAAAUGACAAGGAGAAGGGCAAGAGGGCGGCGGCGGAGCUCCGACUGAGGUUUGAUUGCCCGCGGGAGAACGAGGUGAGGUUCCAGCUCUUCCCCAAGAUUUGCAAGGCCGAUCGGGACUGCGCCGUAUGGCAGCGGGAUGAGCUGUGCUGCGACAUCUUCGGAGCCAGCAGCUGUGUCUCCGGGGUUCCAAAGCCCCUGGAGGAGACUCCACAUGCACCCAUUCUGGGUUUGAUACCUCGCAAGUGUCCCAGUAGACCGCUGGCGGAGCUCUGGUGGGAUGUCCAGGAGUGCACGACGGAUAUGGACUGCUGGCCACGGGUCUGCUGUCCGGAUGGCCGGAGAAGGUACUGCCGCACCUCGCAGCCAGAGCUUGAUACAGCUCCAGUGCCAGUAAGGCGCUCCUUUGACUACCUUACGGAGUACCUGGAGUGCACCGCACCACCUCCGCCCGUUUUCGACCUUCAUCCGAAGGCGUGCACUUCCACUUUGGACUGUUUUCCCAAUGUGUGCUGCCAGGAGGCGGGACUUCGGCACUGCCGGCCGCCCAAGAAGUCCGUGCUCACACUGAUGGCCAACUUCCUGAACGUGGACUUUGUGAAGCGACUGGCCCAGAAUAUCGUUAUCAAGUAGGCCGCGAAUUUCCCACUAUUUUCUACCUUGUGUGUGCUGUGUGCUUCGAGCGCCUUCUAUAGAACCUUUCGAAACUACCGUGAUAUCUCGCCCAUAUUUGUUUGGCCACGCUGAUAACCAAAAAGAAGACAAGCCCACACAUCAAUGUAUACAUACAUGCGUUUCAUAUACCUUUACUGCGCACUUUGUGUACCCCAAUCGAUUCCCCGUAAUCCUCCAUUAAUGUUCACCUAGCCUAGUAUUAGACGUAAGCGCAUUCAUAGGCAAACAAAGUAAAUGCGAACCAUAAACUCUGAUUGAGGGUUUUUCACUUGGAGGUCUCGGGUGUGGUGCCAUCUAAAGUUAAGGCUGUGGGGUCUCUCGUAAUCUUACCCCAUAGGUCAUAUGUGGGUUCUUGUUCUUGACUUACUUCGUUGACACUAUGCUCAUAUUUAAGGUUCUUGCACUUUCAUUUUAAUUGCGCGACCACUUUACGACUUUAUGAAUACGUUUACUUGGGGACUCUCAAGCUAUAAAGAUUUCAGACGAUGUUUAGCACACAAAGCCGACUGAAAAAUAAAACUGCCUACAAUCAUUUUUAUGAAUCAUUUUAAGAAGGCUUAAAAUUAACGAGAAUAUGAAACAUUAUUAGUCAUUAAGUCGAGUGAUAUAUG